AUGAUCUUCUGGAGAAAAUUUAAUUAUAAAAAAACUGCAGUACUCAAUUUCAUACAUCUGUAAAUCCUUCAUCUUUCCAUUAAUUGUAAUGCUUAUCACAAUUAUCAAGACAUCCACAACAUCUUUCUUUACAAGGGUACCAUAUAAAUCCCAAACAUUCUCGUAUACAUGUACAAACAGCCAAACAACAAGUGUAGACAGCCUUAAUAUAGAGAUAGAUUNCAAACUCAAUUAACUUUAUCAGUAGCUAGCAUAAUUAUUACUAGAGGACUAAUCUCAAAUUUAACAAGUAAUUGUAUGCCUUAUUUAUUCUACAAAUAUUUAAAAUGGGGUUUAAAAGGUUAAUUUGAUAAAUUUCAUAACUUUUGUAAAGAUUUCAAAAUUUCUGAAAUGUAAUAUGUAGAUGAAAAGUUAAACCUUGAAGAUUAGAUUAAAUUUAUGUAAAUAAUGGAGGAUAGCCAUAAUAAAUAACCAUAAAAGGAACUAUAUAAUGAGUAUACAAGUAUAGCCAUUCAAUUUGGAUAUACAACAAUGUUUUCCCCUGCCUUUGCUGCUGCUCCACUUUUUUUUCUGUUAAAUCAAUACAUCAACCUUCAAUUCUCCAUUUACAAUUAUUAAAAAGUGCUAAAAAGAGAGGUAAGAUAUUACAUUACUAAAGAGAGCUUAAGCUGCUGAUUCAAUUGGAAUUUGGCUAUCCAUUUUUGAGAUUAUGAAUUAUUGUUCUACCUUCAUGAAUUGCAUAGUGAUUGGAAUCGUAAAUAAAUCUGAAUUUGAAAAAUUGAUUGGGGAUACUGAUCCCUUAUUUCAAGCCUUAGUUCUUGCAGCUAUAGAACAUAUUUUAUUACUUAUUAAAUAUAUACUUGGAGCUGCAAUUCCUGAUUGUCCUUAUUGGGUAUCGAAAGAAUUAAGGAAAUAUGCAUUUCUAGAAGGAAAGAGUGCUAAAAUUCAUGAAGACAGUCAAAUUACUUUCUGA
Molecule: messenger RNA, 973 nt
Organism: Paramecium pentaurelia
Lineage: Eukaryota; Ciliophora; Oligohymenophorea; Peniculida; Parameciidae
Source: the annotation of a GenBank genome assembly